Molecule: messenger RNA, 7740 nt
Organism: Megalopta genalis
Lineage: Eukaryota; Metazoa; Arthropoda; Insecta; Hymenoptera; Halictidae
Source: RefSeq, a predicted model, not a curated record
CGGCCGCAGUCAGCGCAGUCAGUAUCGAACCACGAAACGGUUAGGUGUCACAGCGCCGUGAACUUCCAGGAAACGAUUGUAGAAGCUAACGAGAGUUUGCCACACCCCGUGGCCAUUUUGGUUGCAAGUGAUUGUUCGACAAAUAUCGAACGAUAGAGAGAAAUCCAACAUGGAUCAAAUCACGCCGAAAGAGGUGAAGAUUCUGGAGAAUCCAGAGGAUAUCCAGGAGAGGAGGGACCAGGUUUUGGGUCGGUAUGCGAACUUCAAAGCCGAAGCUCGGAGCAAGAGAGACAAACUCGAGGACUCCCGUCGCUUUCAGUAUUUCAAGCGAGAUGCGGACGAACUCGAGGGAUGGAUCUACGAAAAGUUGCAAGCUGCUUCAGACGAGAGCUACAAGGAUCCGACAAAUCUUCAGGCAAAGAUACAAAAACAUCAGGCAUUCGAGGCGGAAGUCGCAGCUCACUCCAACGCCAUUGUAUCGCUUGACAACACAGGCUCCGAAAUGAUAGCUCAGCAUCACUUUUUUAGCGAUGUGAUUCGCAAAAGAUUAGAGGAACUCCACGAUCUCUGGGAGCUGUUGCUCAGCCGACUGGCAGACAAGGGCCUCAAAUUGCAGCAGGCUUUGGUACUCGUGCAAUUUAUCAGACACUGCGACGAAGUCAUGUUUUGGAUCCACGAUAAAGAAGCAUUUGUUACGACCGAUGAAUUUGGACACGACCUGGAACACGUCGAAGUGCUUCAGAGGAAAUUCGAUGAAUUCCAAAAGGAUAUGGCUAGCCAGGAAUACAGAGUAACAGAAGUGAACGAAUUGGCAGACAAACUACUCUUGGACGGACAUCCUGAGCGUGAUACUAUUCUACGUAGAAAAGAGGAGCUGAACGAAUCCUGGCAAAGACUCAAGCAGCUUGCUGUUUUGAGACAGGAAAAACUCUUCGGUGCGCACGAGAUUCAACGAUUUAAUCGCGACGCGGAUGAGACGAUGGCAUGGAUAGCCGAAAAGGAUGUCGUACUGUCUUUCGAUGACUUUGGUCGGGAUCUCGCGAGCGUGCAGACGUUGCAAAGGAAACACGAGGGUAUUGAACGCGAUUUAGCUGCGUUGGAAGACAAAGUAUACUCUCUGGGAACAGAAGCCGAUCGUCUGGCCGCUAUUCAUCAAGCGGAUCAUUCGAAGCAGAUUCAAUCUAAGCGCGCGGAGAUCUUGCAAUCAUGGGAGAGUCUCACAGCGAAAGCGAAGGAGCGACGUCUGAAGCUGGACGAGUCUUACUAUUUACACAGAUUCCUGGCCGAUUACAGAGACUUGGUUUCUUGGAUGAAUGACAUGAAGGCGAUUAUAUCUGCGGACGAACUAGCCAAGGAUGUAGCUGGUGCAGAAGCCCUCGUCGAUAGACACCAGGAGCACAAGGGCGAAAUCGACGCUAGAGCCGAUAGCUUUGAUGCCACCACAUUAGCCGGCAACAAUCUUUUGGAGAAGAAACACUAUGCCGCGGAAGAAGUAGCUAAAAAGUUGAAUUCCCUUGCAGUGGAUAAGCAAUCGUUGCUGAGUCUCUGGGAAAAGAGGAGGAUCCUGUAUGAACAAUGCGUGGAUCUCCAACUAUACUACAGAGAUACGGAGCAGGCGGACGCGUGGAUGGCGAAGCAAGAAGCGUUCCUCGCGAACGAGGACUUGGGCGACUCCCUCGACAGCGUGGAAGCUCUGAUAAAAAAGCACGAGGACUUCGAUAAGUCCCUUGCCGCCCAAGAAGACAAGUUCAAGAUACUGGACGAGUUUGCUGGUAAACUGAUAGAAGGCGAACACUAUGCGGCGGACGAUGUGGCGCAGAGACGUCAGUCGCUUUUGGAGAGGCGCGCCGUUCUUCUGGAGAAAUCUGCUCAGAGGAGACGACGGCUGGAAGACGCCUACAAGUUGCAACAGUUCGAGCGUGACUGCGACGAGACCAAAGGCUGGGUGAACGAGAAACUGAAAUUCGCCACCGACGACAGUUACUUGGACCCCACCAACUUGAACGGCAAGGUGCAAAAGCAUCAGAAUUUCGAGCAAGAAUUAAACGCCAACAGCACUCGUAUGGCAGAGAUGGUAGCGACUGGUCAAGAGCUGAUCGAGGAUGAUCACUACGCCAGCGAUCGCAUCAGAACUCGCACCGACGAGAUCAUGAGGCUGUGGGAAUGUCUGACCCAAGCCACAGAGAAGAAAGGAGCGAAGUUGCAGGAGGCUUCUCAGCAGCAACAGUUCAAUCGUACCGUCGAAGACAUCGAGCUGUGGUUGUCCGAGGUCGAGGGUCAACUAAUGUCGGAGGACUAUGGCAAGGAUUUGACCAGCGUACAGAACCUUCAGAAGAAACACGCCCUGUUGGAGGCCGACGUCGCCUCGCACUCCGAUAGGAUCGACACCAUCGCCCAGGCCGCAGAACAGUUUGUGAAGUCGGGUCACUUCGACGCCAACAACAUCAAGGUCAAGCAGGACCAACUGCAGUCCCGAUACGCCGCCUUGCAGCGACCGAUGAGCGUUCGCAAGCAACGGCUGCUCGACUCUUUGCAAGUGCAGCAGUUGUUCAGAGACAUCGAGGACGAGGAGGCUUGGAUCCGCGAGAAGGAGCCUGUCGCGGCAUCCACCAACCGUGGCCGUGACCUGAUCGGCGUGCAGAACUUGCAGAAGAAACACCAGGCUGUUCUAGCCGAGAUAAACAACCACGAGCCACGUGUUGCAGCCGUCUGCCAGGCUGGAGCAACGAUGCUGCAGGAGAGCCACUUCGCCGCUGAGGAGAUCAGCCAACGCUUGGCUGCACUGGACGAGCACUGGGGCCAGUUGAAGGAAAAAGCUCGGCAGCGUAAGACCGACUUGGACGAUUCUCUUCAGGCCCACCAAUACUUUGCGGACGCUAACGAAGCAGAGUCUUGGAUGAAGGAGAAGAGACCCAUCGUGAUGAACGCCGACUACGGAAAGGACGAGGACAGCUCUGAGGCUCUGCUGAAGAAGCAUGAAGCGUUGGUUAGCGAUCUGGAGGCUUUCGCUAGCACUAUAGCUGCGCUGAAGGAACAAGCUCAAUCCUGUCGUCAACAGGAGACUCCCACGAUCGACAUCACCGGGAAGGAAUGCGUCGUCGCCCUGUACGAUUACACGGAGAAAUCGCCCAGAGAAGUGUCCAUGAAAAAGGGCGACACUCUGACGCUGCUAAAUUCCAACAACAAGGACUGGUGGAAGGUCGAGGUCAACGACCGUCAAGGUUUCGUUCCAGCUGCAUACGUAAAGCGAGUGGAACCAGAGGCCGGGCUCAGCGCUUCGCAACAGAACUUGGCCAGAGAGCAGAGCUCCAUUGCGGCCAGACAAGCGCAAAUCGAAGGUCAGUACGAUGACCUUCUGAGACUGGCACGCGAGCGACAGAACAAAUUGAACGAGACCGCAAAAGCGUACGUGCUUGUCAGAGAGGCUGCAGAGUUAGCUACUUGGAUCAAGGACAAGGAGAAUCACGCUCAAGUUCAGGACGUCGGUGAAGAUCUGGAACAGGUCGAGGUCAUGCAGAAGAAGUUCGACGAUUUCCAGGCGGACCUGAAGGCGAACGAAGUACGCCUCGCUGAAAUGAACGAGAUCGCUGUUCAGCUGAUGAGCUUGGGACAGACGGAGGCGGCCCUAAAGAUUCAGACGCAGAUUCAAGAUCUCAACGAAAAGUGGACCAGUCUACAAACUCUCACUGCCGAGCGAGCCAAUCAGUUGGGCUCAGCUCACGAGGUACAGCGGUUCCACCGUGACGUUGACGAGACCAAAGAUUGGAUUCGUGAGAAGGAUGCUGCUUUGAACAACGACGAUCUUGGGAAAGAUCUGCGCAGCGUACAGGCCCUGCAACGCAAGCACGAAGGUCUGGAGAGAGAUCUGGCAGCGUUGGGGGAUAAGAUCAAACAGCUGGAUGAGACUGCCAAUCGUCUGAUGCAGUCUCACCCGGAGACUGCUGAACAGACCUACGCCAAACAGAAGGAGAUCAACGAGGAGUGGACUCAGUUAACUGCGAAAGCCAACAGUAGGAAAGAGAAACUGUUGGAUUCGUACGACCUCCAGCGCUUCCUCAGCGAUUACAGAGAUUUGAUGGCUUGGAUCAAUUCGAUGAUGGGUCUGGUCGCUACUGAAGAGCUGGCUUCAGAUUCUACCGGUGCCGAAGCUUUGCUGGACCGUCAUCAGAAUCACAGGGCAGAGAUAGACGCACGAUACGGCGUACUUCCAGAGGAACAUCGUAUAGAGAUCGAUGCCAGAGCAGGUACCUUCCAGGCGUUCGAGCUGUUUGGCCAGCAGCUUCUGCAGUCCAGUCACUAUGCGAGCGUCGAGAUCCAGGAGAAGUUGGAGUCUAUGGCUGAAGCGAGACAAGAGCUGGAGAAAGCCUGGGUUCAGAGACGCAUGCAACUCGAUCAGAAUUUGGAGCUGCAGCUUUUCUGCAGAGACUGCGAGCAAGCUGAGAACUGGAUGAGCGCCAGGGAAGCUUUCCUGAGCAGCGCGGACACCGUAGACAGCAGUGACAACGUCGAGGCUCUGAUAAAGAAGCACGAAGAUUUUGACAAAGCGAUCAAGUCCCACGAAGAUAAAAUUGCUACCCUACAGACUCUGGCGGAUCAAUUGAUAGCGGCCGAACAUUAUGCCGCCAAGCCGAUCGACGAGAGACGUUGCCAAGUCUUGGACCGCUGGAAGCACCUCAAGGACGCUCUCAUCGAGAAACGUUCAAAGCUCGGAGAGUCGCAGACCUUGCAGCAAUUUUCGCGAGAUGCCGACGAAAUGGAGAACUGGAUCGCCGAGAAAUUGCAGUUGGCGACCGAGGAGAACUACAAGGACCCUGCGAACAUCCAGUCGAAGCACCAAAAACAUCAGGCGUUCGAGGCAGAGUUGGCAGCAAACGCGGACAGAAUCCAGUCUGUGCUCGCCAUGGGAGGCAAUUUGAUAGAGAAGCAUCAGUGUGCCGGUUCCGAGGACGCUGUUCAGAAGAGGUUGGCCUCGAUCGCGGACCAAUGGGAAUAUCUCACGCAGAAGACAACCGAGAAGUCCAUGAAGUUGAAGGAAGCAAACAAGCAACGCACCUAUAUAGCCGCUGUCAAGGACCUCGACUUCUGGCUCGGUGAAGUUGAGAGUCUGCUGACAUCUGAGGACGCGGGCAAGGAUCUGGCCUCGGUGCAAAACCUGAUGAAGAAGCAUCAGUUGGUUGAAGCUGACAUUCAAGCUCACGAGGAGAGGAUCAAAGACAUGAACGGCCAGGCGGAUUCGCUAAUAGAGAGUGGCCAGUUCGAUGCAGCCGGUAUCCAAGAGAAACGACAGAGUAUAAACGAGCGCUACGAGAGAAUUCGCAAUCUGGCUGCCCAUCGACAGGCCAGACUAAACGAAGCCAACACCUUGCAUCAGUUCUUCAGAGAUAUCGCCGACGAGGAGUCCUGGAUCAAGGAGAAGAAACUAUUGGUCGGUUCGGACGACUAUGGUCGCGACCUAACUGGCGUUCAGAAUCUGAAGAAAAAACACAAGAGGCUGGAAGCAGAGUUGGGUAGUCACGAGCCCGCUAUUCAAGCAGUCCAGGAAGCUGGGGAAAAGCUAAUGGACGUUUCAAAUCUGGGUGUUCCCGAGAUAGAGCAACGUUUGAAGUUGCUGAACCAAGCUUGGGCGGAAUUAAAGCAACUGGCUGCUACUAGAGGACAGAAAUUAGACGAAUCGCUGACUUAUCAGCAGUUCCUAGCCAAGGUAGAAGAAGAAGAGGCUUGGAUCACGGAGAAGCAACAACUGCUAUCCGUUGAGGAUUAUGGCGACACCAUGGCUGCGGUACAAGGUCUUCUGAAGAAGCACGACGCAUUCGAAACAGAUUUUGCCGCUCACGGAGAACGUUGCAAGGGUAUAUGCGAAGCUGGCGAGGCUUUAAUCAAGGCUGGCAAUCAUCGUGCAGACGCUAUAGCUCAGCGAUGCGCCCAACUGCGAAACAAAUUGGAACAACUUGGCGCUCUUGCUGCUAGAAGGAAAACUAGGCUCAAUGACAACUCUGCCUACUUGCAGUUCAUGUGGAAGGCCGACGUCGUCGAAUCCUGGAUUGCCGACAAGGAAACCCACGUUCGCUCCGAAGAAUUCGGACGGGAUCUGUCCACCGUUCAGACACUGCUCACCAAGCAGGAAACGUUCGACGCAGGUCUACACGCGUUCGAACACGAGGGUAUUCAAAAUAUCACCUCGUUGAAGGAGAUGCUGGUGAAAUCGGGACACGAUCAAACGCCCAGCAUUCAGAAACGCCAUGCGGACGUUAUCGCACGCUGGCAGAAGCUUCUGGCCGACUCUGACGCCAGAAAACAACGCCUAUUGAGAAUGCAGGAACAGUUCAGGCAAAUUGAAGAAUUGUAUCUGACGUUCGCUAAGAAGGCGUCCGCUUUCAACUCGUGGUUCGAAAAUGCCGAGGAAGAUCUAACCGAUCCUGUUCGCUGCAACAGCAUCGAGGAAAUUCGUGCACUGAGAGAGGCUCACGCGCAGUUCCAGGCUAGCCUGUCCUCCGCCGAGGCUGAUUUUGAAGCAUUAGCUGCUUUGGAUAGACAAAUCAAGAGCUUCAACGUUGGUCCCAACCCGUACACCUGGUUCACAAUGGAGGCGUUAGAGGAUACAUGGAGGAAUCUGCAGAAGAUCAUCAAGGAGCGUGACGUGGAACUCGCAAAGGAAGCUCAACGCCAAGAGGAGAACGAUAAACUGCGAAAAGAAUUUGCUAAACAUGCCAACGCAUUCCAUCAAUGGUUGGCCGAGACAAGAACGUCCAUGAUGGAGGGGUCAGGGUCCCUAGAACAACAGUUGGAAGCUACAAAGAGGAAGACGCAAGAGGUUCGCGCUCGUCGUCAAGAUUUGAAAAAGAUAGAAGAUCUGGGAGCCAUUCUGGAGGAACACCUGAUCCUGGACAAUCGAUAUACAGAGCACAGCACAGUAGGGUUGGCGCAGCAAUGGGACCAGUUGGAUCAGUUGGGAAUGCGUAUGCAGCAUAACCUGGAGCAACAGAUACAAGCACGAAAUCAAUCCGGUGUUUCUGAAGAUGCUCUUAAGGAGUUCUCCAUGAUGUUCAAGCACUUCGACAAGGACAAGAGUGGACGUCUCAACCAUCAAGAAUUCAAAUCCUGCCUAAGAGCGCUUGGCUACGACCUGCCCAUGGUGGAAGAAGGACAACCGGAUCCAGAAUUUGAGAACAUCCUUGAUAUUGUAGAUCCUAACAGAGACGGUUAUGUGUCGCUACAAGAGUACAUGGCGUUCAUGAUCAGCAAGGAAACAGAGAACGUGCAAAGUUCGGAAGAAAUCGAGAACGCUUUCCGUGCAAUCACAGCUGCAGAUCGGCCGUACGUUACGAAAGAAGAACUGUACGCUAAUCUCACCAAAGAAAUGGCCGAUUACUGCGUUGCCCGCAUGAAACCAUACGUCGACCCGAAGACAGAACGACCUAUCACAGGGGCAUUAGAUUAUAUCGAAUUUACUCACACACUUUUCCAAAAUUAAUUUCCGAACUUAAUUACACAUAAAUUAUUCUCUUUUUAAUACAACGACGAUUAAAUGAUAGCAGCAGAAACGUAAGACGCUUACUUGUUUUAUUAAACACCUCGCUACUUUCACGGAACGUAUAUGUAAUCAAUCUUGAUAUUACGCUUGACAUCAUUAAUCUUGAUUUUAUUUGCAGCACGCGUUUCGCGACUUGGUCUUUGUAUCGGUACAUGCAGUAUCUAUUAAUGGAGCAUCUUCAGAAAUAAAUUAUGCAUUUUAAGUAGAAA